CUCAGUAGUAAUUUUCAAUUGCUCAUAAACAGAACUGGAUUUUUGUUCAACAAAUAAAGUUUCCAAUUGUGCGGUGCUUCAAAAAAUAGAAAAUUUUCCUUUUCGAUUGUUUAAUUGGUAAGAGGAAUGCCAAAAAAUUGUAGCAAAGACUGUGUGGGUCUUAGAUACCGAACUGGCAGCCUUCAUCAAACCUUCAAGUGGUUCCAUUUGACCGAAGAACUACACGAAUAUCUAAUUUCAAUGUCAUCAGCUGAUUCGAACGCCAAUGCUUUGUAAAUUCGGACAGUAAAUCUAUUCGGUCUAGUCAAAAUCGAAAGAAAUAGAAACGAAUAGUGUGCAAAGGUGUUCAACAAUAGAAAUAGAAGACUGCAGCAAAUUCUGCCUCAUUUUUAGACUAUUGCAUUUAAGUGAAUUUUCGAACAAUAAACAAUCAAAUUAGCAAAUAAUUAAAAUAAUAACUGCAACUAAAGUGCCUGUGGAUCGAAUAAAGUGACAAAUUUUAAAGUAGAAAAGUGAAGAAAAGCGAACUAAAAAAUUACGUAAAUAACUUACAUUACAUUAACGACAAGAGUUAAGAGAGAAUACAUAGAACAACUGUCAAGAGAUACGAAAACAUGGCCACUUCGUUGAUAGUGAAGGGUUCAACCAUGACCCGCUUGGCUGUCGUACGAAUAACCAAUGUAAAUAAGUCCAUUGGGAUGCUGCAAGUGGCUAAUUACUCGAAUAGGAGCAAUGAGAGUAAUGAUAGCGGUCGACAACAAUCACCAAAAUCAGAUGGUGAAAUAAAGAAAUCCGUUUUCAUAUCGCAGUCGUAUGAUGUAUUCACGAAUUUGGCAUUGGAGGAUUGGAUCUAUCGAAAUUACGAUUUUACGAAUCAUCAUAUUCUGAUGUUAUGGGCUAACGAUCCGUGUGUCGUUGUCGGUCGGCAUCAGAAUCCGUUCUCGGAGGCAAAUGUUUCCAAUUUGAUGAAUAAGGGGGUAGAGUUAGCCCGACGCAACAGUGGCGGUGGAGCCGUUUUUCACGAUCGUGGCAAUUUAAAUUGCACAUUUUUCACGAACCGAGAUCGAUACAAUAGGAGCUACAAUUUGAACAUAUUGACACGAGCCUUGUUCCGCGAAUUUGCAAUUAAAACGGAAGUUUCGGAUAGAGACGAUAUUACGCUGAUGGGGAAGAAAAUUUCUGGUACAGCUGCAAAAUUGGGCCGACCGAAUGCAUACCAUCACUGUACUCUAUUGGUGAACUCAAAUAAAUUGCACUUGAACGAUGCGCUAGUGAAAGAUGAGGCCGAAAUCGUCAGCAAUGCCACAAAAUCGGUACGUUCACCAAUAAAAAAUUUGACGGAUGUUAACCGAAACGUGAACAUUCCUCAAUUGAUAUCCGCCAUCGGUUACGAGUAUUUGCGCACACAUGCCAUUGAGCUGAACGACGAGGGACAAGAUUUGCUGCAAAAGCAACGAGGCUUCCAACUGAUUAAUCCCACCGAAAAAUGGUUCCCCGGUUUGAUGGAAUUGCGCGAAACGUUCGCUUCGUGGGAUUGGCGUUUCGGUAAAACGCCCAAAUUUACCGUACAAAAAGACAUCCAGUUAAAGGCCGGCGACAAAGAUUCGUGUUUCCAAUUGAAAAUGGAAGUGGAGAAGGGUGUGAUUGGUGACAUUUUCAUCGCAAUGCCGAAUUGUGAACCGAUCCCGGUUGUAUCGGAACUGAAAGGCAAAGAGUACACCGAAGAAAAAUUGAAUGGAGUCGUUGCAGCGUUAAGAAAUGUGAGCUCCGAAAAUGUUAAGCAUGCCAUCAACAAUUCGUUAUGAGAAUUGGUCAUUGAUUGAUGCUUGGAAUCAAUCAAAACUGAAUCGUUCUGCAAACGGAAAAUGCUGGGAUGUUUUUUAUAAAAAGAAAAAUUCUGUACAAAAGAAAAAUAUUUUCAAGAAUCAGUCAUAUCAUUUGUUUCUUUAAAUUGAUUUUUAGGUUUAGAGAGUUUCGUUGAAUGUUUUUUUUUCGUUUUGCUUUGAAGAGUUUCAGUUUUGAAUAAAAAAAUAUUUUCUUGUUUAUUUUACUUGAAUUGUAUUAAUAACACAUAUAGGUUUACGAUGAAAAUUUAAAAUUAUUUUAAAAAGGCGAAAGAAGGAAGGAUGUUAUUGAGUUUUAAAGUUUAACAGAUUUUAACUAUUUGCUGAAUUGAUUUUACAAUAAAAUUUUAGUUACAGAACAGUUUAA
Molecule: messenger RNA, 2211 nt
Organism: Bradysia coprophila
Lineage: Eukaryota; Metazoa; Arthropoda; Insecta; Diptera; Sciaridae
Gene: Lipt1
Product: Lipoyltransferase 1
Biological process (GO): protein lipoylation
Cellular component (GO): cytoplasm; mitochondrion
Molecular function (GO): lipoyltransferase activity
Source: RefSeq, a predicted model, not a curated record